This is a messenger RNA of Protopterus annectens (West African lungfish), 6970 nucleotides long. RefSeq names its product neogenin 1 (gene NEO1). Gene Ontology annotation, biological process: cell-cell adhesion. Gene Ontology annotation, cellular component: membrane. NCBI's taxonomy places the organism in Eukaryota, Metazoa, Chordata, Ceratodontiformes, Protopteridae. The transcript is spliced from 29 exons. The record is from RefSeq and is a predicted model, not a curated record. Bases 405 to 4838 code for a protein of 1477 amino acids. Gene Ontology annotation, molecular function: protein binding.
CGUGCCGGCGCGAGUACUCGUCUUCCUCGCUCACGUUUACUCAAAGAGUGUGUGUAGAGAAUAGUAUCUGUAGUAUCGAAGUGAGGGAACGAGCCGGCGUUACUAGUUGGGUCUGGCGAACGCUGCGGCGCGGUUUACGCUUUCGGGAAGGAUUGGACCUGGAAUGGAGUAAUAACGAAGCUACAUUUUUAGGAGUUUUCUGAUACGUAUCCAGUAAGUGGAGGACGUUGGACUACUGCUGUUCGCUGUUUCCCUGUCCAGUACUGUGAACGUAAGAGAAGUGGCUGUUUUCGGUUUACCGUCUUUAGCUUGGUGUUUGCUGCCGCUGUUUUCGGAGAACUAGCGAGAGAAAAAGGAAAAGAGGAGGAGGCUGUGUCGUCCCUUCUUCCGCCCGGCUUGGAGCUAUGGCGGAGCGGGGAACCCAGCUUCUCUCCCCGUCUCUGCCCUUUCUCUUUACCACGGUUCUACUGUUUCUUGCACCGGAGCCUGCCAGCACGGCUGCGAAGGGCGCCCAUCCAGGGUCUGAAGUGAGAAGGUUCACUCCACUUUACUUCUCUGUGGAACCAUCGGAUACACUAGCAAUUCGAGGCACUCCCACUAUACUGAACUGUUCAGCGCACUCAGAAACACCCCCCAAAAUUGAGUGGAGAAAAGAUGGGACUUUUUUGACUCUGGCAUCAGAUGAUCGACGCCAGCUGCUGCCUGAUGGGUCUUUGUUAAUUAGUAGUGUGGUGCAUUCCAAACACAAUAAACCAGAUGAAGGAUUUUAUCAGUGUGUGGCAACUGUGGACACCCUUGGGACCAUCAUCAGCAGGACAGCACGGCUGGAGGUAGCAGGUCUUCCAAGAUUUACUAGCCAGCCAGAGCCAUCUUCUGUCUACCAAGGCGACAGUGUGGUUGUGAACUGUGAAGCUAAUACUGACUUGGUGCAGUUUGUUAGGUGGGAGAAAGAUCGGGACACUGUUCUCUUUAGCGAUCGAUUGCUGAGGUUGCCUAGUGGUGCUUUGCUUAUCAGUAAUGCUACUGAUGAAGAUGCCGGAACUUAUCGUUGCAUUGUUGAUGUUGUGGGAGCAUCCAAAGUUAGUGAAGAAGCAGAGGUCAAGGUCCUUCCAGAAGCAGGUGUGGAACGUGCUUUGGUAUUUCUGCAACAACCGUCUCCUGUCACCAAAGUCGUUGGGCAGAAUGUGCUACUUCCUUGUGUUGCUAUGGGCUUCCCAACUCCUGUUGUUCAUUGGGCACGAAAGAAGCAGUACAUCACAGAGAGCUCUGAAAAGUUUGCAAUUGUCGGUGGAGGCAGUCUGCUGAUCAGUAACCUCACAGAAGAUGAUGCUGGGAUAUACCUUUGCAUUGCUGAAAAUGGCAAUGAAACAAUUGAAGCACAGGUGGAACUGACAAUACAAGCUCCUCCUGUAUUCCUGAAGCGUCCCAUGGACAUUUAUGCCCAUGUGUCUAGAGACAUCAUGUUUGAGUGUGAAGUUGCAGGAAAACCAACUCCAACAGUGAAAUGGGUGAAGAAUGGUGACAUGGUGUUCCCAAGUGAUUAUUUCAAAAUAAUGAAUGAACACAACUUGGAAGUUUUGGGUCUGGUGACAUCUGAUGAAGGUUUUUACCAGUGUGUUGCUGAGAAUUAUGUGGGUAAUGUACAGUCCAGCGCUCAACUCAUCGUACUGGAAUAUGAUGUUGCCAUCCCAACAUUCCCUCCUACCUCACUGACCAGUGCCACUAAUGACCAUCUAGCGUCAGCAACUACGACCGGACCACUACCCUCUGCUCCUCGAGAUGUUGUUGCUUCUAUCGUGUCAACCCGCUUUGUGAAGCUGACAUGGCGUCCUCCAGCAGAACCUCAUGGAGACAACCUCACCUACUCUGUCUUCUAUGCCAAGGUUGGAACAAACAGGGAACGUGUUGAAAAUACAAGUCAACCAGGAGAGGUACAAGUAACCAUCCAAAACCUCAUGCCUGAAACAAAGUAUGUCUUCAGAGUUGUGGCACGUAACAGACAUGGUCCUGGUGAGAGCUCUGUACCACUGAGAGUAGAAACCCAGCAUGAAGUUCAGUUACCAGGACCAGCACCAAACCUUCAAGCAUAUGCCACCAGCCCAAAUUCCAUUGCCAUCAGCUGGGAAACACCUUUGUCUGGCAAUGGAGAGAUCCAGAACUACAAGCUGUACUACACAGAGAAGGCAAUGGACAAUGAGCAGGCUGUUGAUGUUGCAGAUCUAACUUAUACAAUGAGUGGGCUAAAAAAAUUCACAGAGUACAGUUUCCGUGUAGUGGCUUAUAAUAAACAUGGCCCAGGUGUGUCUACAGAAGAUGUUAUGGCAAAAACUUUCUCAGAUGUACCAAGUGCAGCACCUCAGAACCUGACAUUGGAAGUGCGCAACUCAAAGAGUAUUUUGGUUCAGUGGCAGCCUCCUCCUCCAGGGACCCAGAAUGGGGAUAUCACUGGUUACAAAGUUCGCUAUAGGAAGGUAUCUCGCAAGACUGACGUGGUGGAAAAAUUUGGAGGGCCGCAGCUUUUCCUGCUCAUUGAUGGACUGGAACCAGGCACAGAGUACAAUUUUCGAGUUGCAGCCCUGACUGUCAAUGGCACAGGACCAUCAACAGAAUGGAUGACUGCAGAAACUUUUGAAGCUGACCUGGAUGAAUCUCGUGUUCCUGAUGUUCCCAGUUCACUACAUGUUCGACCUCUUGUUACUAGCAUUGUGGUCAGCUGGACACCACCUGACAAUGCUGACAUCGUGGUUCGGGGAUACUCCAUAGGUUAUGGUAUUGGAAGUCCUCAUGCUCAGACUAUCAAGGUGGACUACAAGCAGCGCUACUACACCAUUGACAAUCUAGACCCGAGUUCUCAUUAUGUCAUCUCAUUGAAAGCAUUUAACAAUGUUGGAGAAGGAAUUCCACUCUAUGAAAGUGCUGUGACACGACCUCAGACAGAUACUUCUGAAGAUGAUUUAUUUAUUCUUAAUGCUCCAAACACUCCAGUACCAGACCCUUCUCCUAUGUUGCCACCUGUCGGCGUGCAAGCUAUGAUAGUGAGCCACGACACCAUCCGAAUCACCUGGGCUGACAACUCGUUACCGAAGAACCAGAAGAUUACAGAUGCACGUUAUUAUACCGUACGAUGGAAAACCAACAUCCCAGCCAAUGCCAAGUAUAAGACUGCCAACACAACUACUUUGAAUUACUUGGUAACUGGCCUGAAGCCCAACACAUUGUAUGAGUUUUCAGUGAUGGUAACUAAAGGUCGAAGGUCAAGCACUUGGAGUAUGACCACUCAUGGGACCACUUUUGAAUCAAUUCCAACUUCUCCACCAAAGGAUGUGACUGUAGUGAGCAAAGAAGGAAAGCCCAAGGUUAUUAUUGUGAACUGGCAACCCCCAUCUGAAGCCAAUGGUAAAAUUACAGGGUAUAUUAUUUACUACAGUACAGAUGUAAAUGCUGAAAUUCAUGACUGGGUCAUUGAACCAGUUGUAGGGAACAGACUGACUCACCAGAUUCAGGAGUUAACCCUUGACACUACGUAUUAUUUCAAAAUCCAAGCCCGGAAUUCAAAAGGCAUGGGCCCCAUGUCUGAUGCUGUUCAGUUCAGGACUCCAAAAGCUGAGUCUCCAGAUAAAAUGCCUAAUGACCAAGCUUCUGUGUCUUCAUCCAGGCCGGGCAGCAGCUCACAGAACACAGGAGGUGAAAUAAAAACUGGUGGUUAUGGGCACAACUCCCCUUCAUUUGGAAGUCCUACUUCUGGUGGGCUGGACAACAGCGUGCUGCUUAUCAUCAUCAUCGUCUCUGUGGGAGUGGUCACCAUCAUCAUCGUAGUGGUUAUAGCUGUCCUCUGCACACGCCACACUACCACACAGCAGAAAAAGAAGCGUGCAGCUUGCAAAUCUGUAAAUGGGUCACACAAGUACAAGGGAACCUCAAAGGACAUCAAGCCACCUGACCUGUGGAUUCAUCAUGAAGGCCUGGAAAUGAAACCAAUUGAUAAAUCUCCAGAACCGAAUCCAGUCAUGACUGAAACACCAAUCCCUCGGAACUCCCAGGACAUUACUCCAGUUGACAAUUCCCUGGAUGGUAGCAUUCACCAGCGACGCAACUCAUACCGAGGACAUGAGUCUGAGGACAGCAUGUCUACCCUGGCAGGAAGGAGAGGGUUGAGGCCGAAGAUGAUGAUGCCAUUUGACACACAGCCACCACAACCUGUGAUUAGCGCUCAUCCCAUCCAUUCCCUUGAUAACCCUUAUCACCAUUUACACUCCAGCGGCCUUGCCUCCCCAACCCGCAGCUACCUUCAUCAUCAGAUCAACUCACGGCCACUUGGUAACUCCGUCCCUCAUAUAGACAGGGCACAUUCCACAGAAUCGAUUCGGAAUACACCUAGCUCUGACACUAUUCCAGCCCUGUCUUCUCAGUCUUGCUGUGGAGAACACCCAGAUCCAGACCUUGCAUCUGGACCUUACCUGACUGGCUCCCAAGAUGAAGAUUCAGGUCAGAGCCUGCCCACUGCUCAUGUACGGCCUUCCCACCCACUGAAAAGCUUUGCUGUGCCACCAGUAGCUCCUCAAGUUAGUACUGGAUUGGAUUCUGCCUUGCCAAGUACACCACUACUGGCUCAGCAAGGUCCAAGCCAUCCAGUUCACUCAGUGAAGACUGCAUCAAUUGGGACAUUAGGAAGAACACGACCACCAGUGCCGGUCACUGUUCCCAGUGCUCCCGAACCACAAGAGACCAGCAAGAUGUUAGAGGACACUGAAAAUAGCUAUGAACCGGAUGAGCUGACCAAAGAGAUGGCGCACCUGGAAGGAUUAAUGAAGGACCUGAAUGCUAUAACUACGACAUGACCUCCUGUACAAGGAAAAUGCUCCAGUCCCAGCUUGGCAAGAUUGGAACUCUCUCUUGAAAAAUAGGGCGUCACUUGAAGAGACUUUAUGUAAGAAAUGAAAUUAAUUUAAUUUCAAAACAUUGAACAAAUGCAUCAUCGUAUUAAGGCUGGUGGAGAUAAUCGUAAUAUGUGAACACUGUUUCAGUACCCAUUUAAAUUCCAUUAUCUGCUGAUGGAGGGACUUUGUAAGAUCCAUCAGACUCAACGUGGAAAACAAGGGCUUUAGCCUGGUUUUGUCAUGGGUGCCAUGGCUUGCACCACAAUCUUCAGUGUUGGAUAUUAUUCUUGUAUCUAUUUACUUGAGUGUUUUCUUUUUUUAAUUUUGUAAAACUUGGCAAAGGAAAAGAAGAGACGAACUUUUGUACUGUUUCCACUGCCAAAGUGUAAUACAGCUGCUCAUUUUUAUCAUAUGACGACAUAAAUCUUAUGUCUUUCCUGGCUGCCAGUUCAACGUGUCUUUACUACUUCCCUCAUCUGUCCUGGUAAAAGGAAGAGGAAAUGCAUUGGUGUUUUUCAUUUUCUCCUGGCUUGUUUGUUGUGCCCACCUUGUUCUCAGUGUGACAUGCCAUAAUUCUGUUGAGUGAACUGUUAUCAUUUGAAUGCUCAUUUUGAUUGUAAACUAUGAUGAUUCAGUAUUUGUGGUGCUGGGAUGGGGACAGACGAAUGAACUCUUGGAAGGACUGUCAACUAUACAACACUGAUGUGAAGCAAGCUUAGGCAUUUACUGAAAGAAGUGUUAGAUGUUAUUUUGGGGAUAAAUGAUUUUUAACCAGUUUUACAUUAACAGUUUUGCUUUCAGACUCCCCUUCUUCAGAGACAAAUGAAAAAGUCACAACUUGUCUUUUAAUGCUGUAAGUGCAUGCUGUCAGUUGUCCAGCAUAAAGAAAUAGUGAAGGUCAAAAAAACUUCUCUUGCCUAACUUUUAUACUAAAUCAAGCAAUCCUCUUUUUCUGUAAAUAGCUCCAGACAGGUAAUUAUUUAAAAUGUCAGAAUUGAUAGAAAACAGGUCAAAGAAAUGUAUUCCAUCACACUGCUUAUUGCUGUUAUGCCAUUUUGUAGUAGGAGCCCCUUUCAAGCUGCAUCGCAAAUGUGAAAUGCUCUGUAUGUUUAUUAUAGUGUUUAAUUCCUAGAUUAUGGCUACAUUGUUUACUAUAUAAAACCUUGCUGAGCUUUUUUAGCAGAAUGUUAGGUUAACUUCUUUGUAAAGCUUAAUGCCUUUGUUUUUCCCCCCAUAAAGCUGUAUUUUAUUUUUUAGAGUGACCCUACACGAUCAUAUCUAAUGGCUGCACAAAAGUACAUGUACUAUAAGUUGCUGUAUCUUCAUAAAGGCAUUGAAACUUAAUAGCUAGGAGGAUGUGCAUAAUGACCGAGAACGUUGACCCAUAUGCAGUGCAGUGCUGAGGCUGACCUGUCACUCCUGUUUGCUUCACCUCACACCACCUGUAGUGGUGAAGCAAAUUGACCUUAUUGAUUUGUAGGAGAGUAUAGCUCUCAUGCUACCUAAAAGAAAAAAAAAUGAAUUUGGAAUUUGAGUUGCAAGUGUAAUGCAACAGUGUGGUAUAUAGUUCUGUGGGACAGCAUGCAGGAUUAUUCAUAAUUUGGGUCAAAGUGACCUCUUUAGACACUACCAUGUGGCUGAAUUAACCAUCAUAUUGCCACUUUCUUUUGGAAUGUACAUCCUACAUGUGUUUAGUUGCAGUCUGCUUGUAGCAUCAAGUUUUGACCACAUUGGUAGAUUUGUACAUCUUUCAAUGAAAGUAGUACCUUACCUUAUCUUGAUGUGCAUUAUUUCCCAGUUACACAUUUCAGGGUCAUUAACAAAAAUACAUUAUUAAACAGCCUUUAAUUUUUUUCAAGGUAGGAUGGAAAAAGCAUUUCUAGUUGUACACUACAAAGACAUGUCAGCAUAUGUAAUUGUGGUUCAGUGAUUGCACAUCUUGAGUGCAGUGGGUGUGAUGUGCUUUUGCCAAGUGCCUUGAAACACAUUAGAAGAAGGCAUCAUAGCUGGUCAGAAUUCCACAUUCAGUGAGUGUCUUACAGCACGUGACAAUUGUUUUUAAUAAAUGAUUUUCUAUAUAAAAUAGAACAUAU